UGUCGGUUCUCCUCCCCGCUCCUCCUCCCCCCUGUGCUCCCCCUGCUCCGACAGAGACAGGCAAAAGGCGAAGGAGGAGCAACGGACCUCACAGUCAACAGACACCGGGUGUACAGCAGUCGGUCGGUCGGUCGGUAGGUAAGCUACACCGGCAGAAGCCCACACGGAGGAGGGAAGACGUCAACUAACGGCUAUUUUCCAUUGACCAGUAAAGAGCCGGCAGAGAGAGGAACAGUAGAGAAGGCGAGCACGGGUGGAGGGGAUAAUUGCGUUUCUUGCUGCCCUGUGGGAACAUGGGAUAUAUGACCUCAUCAUUCACCUGUGAGGCUCUCCAGUAAACAACUCCAAAUAGAAGGAUGACCGAAGCAGCUGUGGAGAGUACAGAUGUCCUCCUAAAACCCUGUGUUGUGACAUCAUGUGAUGUCAUGAGCUGCCCCUCCCCGCCGCCAUGUCCGUCCUCUUGCAAACAGAAGGAGGACCAAGACUGCCACCAUGACAAUAAGAAGCUGGAGCAGCAGAAAAGCUGUAACCAGGUGCAACCAAAGAAAACAGUUAAGGCCAAAGGAAAGUUAGUGCGGAGUAUUGCUGUCUGCGAGGAGUUCUCACCAUUUGAAGCAACCCAGGCAUCUCCAGACGCAAACAUCUCAUCUAGCUGCCAUGACAACGAGAGAACUCCCUGUAAAGAGGAAGACCAGGAGAACAGCGCCGAUCCAAAGAAACAUUCACUGUCCAAAGAGCCCAGCGUGGAGUACACCGACUCCACCGGCAUAGACCUGCACCAGUUUAUCGUCAACACCCUCAACAGCAACCCCAGAGACCGCAUGAUGCUGCUUAAACUGGAGCAGGACAUGACUGACUUCAUCAUCAGCAAUAGUCCCUUUAAGAAGUUCCCUCACAUGUCGUCCUACCACCGUAUGCUGGUCCAUCGGGUAGCGGCCUACUUUGGCAUGGAGCACAAUGUAGACCAGACAGGCAAGGCUGUCAUCAUCAACAGGACCAGCAGCACACGCAUACCGGAGCAGCGCUUUCUGGACCAGGUGCAUAAGGACAAGGCAGAAGAGCUCCACCAGUGGAAAAUUAUUCUGAAGAGAGACAACAGCUCAGAUGACCAGACCCGACUUCACCCCUUACGGGAGAAGCAAAGCAAGUCGAUGGAGGAGAGAGAGGAGGAGUACCAACGAGUACGAGAUCGAAUCUUUAGCCAAGAGGCAUCCUGCACCCAGGAGAGUGCUCAUACAGAAACCAGGGCUGCGGAGGAGAACAAUCCAUAUGCUGAGACCCAGAGGAGAAGGCAGCUCUUCAGGGGGAGCCGUGACAGCUCAGGCUCCAGCUGGACAGGCAGCAGCAGACAGAGCAGCACUGAGACUGACUGUCGCUACAGCAACGACCCCCGACCUUGGAGCAGCACAGACUCUGAUUCCUCCUACCAAUGGACGAGUCCUGCCUCGAAGCCCUGCCAAGCUGCCAACCACAGCUGGGACACACGCGGUUCAGGCUCCAUCCCUCUUUACAGACUGACAUCCACAGAUGAGCCCGCUCCCAACUCUGCUUACAUCGUGGAGAACGGGAUCCCACCGGGAAGCAUACUAGUGAACCCUCAUACUGGGCAGCCUUUCCUGAACCCUGAUGGAUCCCCUGCUGUGUACAACCCUCCGGACAGCCAGCAGCCAAUCAGGAGCCAGACUCAGCUUCAAGGCUCCCCCUCUCAGCAGAUUGAAGAGCUCUCCUCGCAGUUUGCUCAAGUGAGCUGUCAAUCGACGUGUGAAGCCCCCCCUCUUUACCCGCCCGGUCAGGGUUACAUCUAUGCAGCCCCUCCCCCUCCCAAUCCCCCUAGCUACUGCCAGCCCUCACCUCAGUUGCCUGUGUAUUACUACGGCCAGUAUCCUACCUCAGCUCAGCAGCCGUGCAGGCCUGUCUCACCCAGCCAGCACAUCCACAGCCAAGCAGCACAGCCAGCAGCAGGUUACGCCCCUGCUGUGGGGGUGCAGCAGUCUUCACACACCCAGGCCCAGGCUGUGCUGGGGACCUACUCACCAAUGGCCUCUCAUCAGCAUCGUAGCAUGGUUCAGGGAGGUGUUUCACUGUCCUAUCCCCAAAGUAACGUUGUUGCUGGGGAGGCGGGUUACUGCUGCGUGGUGCCCUCACCCUCCCACCACGGCAGCUGCCAUCCUCCCAGCUGCACCAACCUCAGGGCCCCGGCCUGGAGCGCACAGUAUUGAUGAUGCCUUGACGGAUGGAGCGACGAUGCUCGAGUUCCUGCGUUAACUCACAUGCACACACACACACACACACACAUACACACUCUUAACACAAACACCUUUUUUUCACACUCCCCUCACCUACACUCGCCUUCCUCUUGACGAUGCCCACAGGGUGCGCUGUUCACACUCAUAACAAGCAUGUGUGCACACACACACACACACACACACACACACACACACACACACAACAUACACCCACUCACAUACAGAAAUGUUCCACUGUUAGAAAUGUUCCACUGUACCAAAGCUUAAUAGUAUAUAUCAGAGCUGCUUUAUUGAAUGCAUAAUUUAUAUACACAAAUGGAGUUUUAUAUUGAUAUUAAAUUAUAUAUUGUGUUCCAAGGAAAUGCACUGUGUGAAUAGAAUAAAGUGCUGUGGCUGGAUUGACGAUGUCACAUUUCUAUAUCAUCCCGGCUCUUUGUUUCCUCCAACAUUGAUGACGCUAAUGCAAAUGGAUGCAGGCGUGGCGAGACACAAACACCAGGAAAUGAAGUACAUUAAAUGAGGCAGCAGUGUCACAUGAUAAUCAAAAUGAUGUUUGUGCUGUGGAGAAGCAGUAAUAUGGGUUGUUAACCCACCACUGAGCUCAUAAAUGGGAGAUGAAUGUCAUUAACUUAAUGUCUGAAUAACUAACAAGCAAGUGAAAGAUUUAAGAUUAACAUGGUUGACCAUUAAGGGCACUUAUUUUAAGGGAAUCUUGGUGUUAUUAGGACUCAGAUGAUCACACAGUCGCAGUCGAGCAAUAGCGUUCAGGUUUUCACUCAUGACAACAAGCCAAUGUGGAAAAUUGGUGCAGAUUAUAUAAACAGCAGAGUUAUCAGUUACCAUUUUCUAUCAAACCACUGAAGCUGUCUCAGUUUGAGGCAUUAGCGCCCCCUGCUGCUCAAACACUCUCAGUACACAGCCCUCAUUAAC
Messenger RNA from Epinephelus moara (kelp grouper), 3176 nucleotides. It is a transcript of the gene arpp21, whose product is annotated as cAMP-regulated phosphoprotein, 21. The transcript is spliced from 19 exons. NCBI's taxonomy places the organism in Eukaryota, Metazoa, Chordata, Actinopteri, Perciformes, Serranidae. Bases 357 to 2219 code for a protein of 620 amino acids. The record is from RefSeq and is a predicted model, not a curated record. Gene Ontology annotation, cellular component: cytoplasm. Gene Ontology annotation, molecular function: nucleic acid binding.